This is a messenger RNA of Achroia grisella, 2600 nucleotides long. RefSeq names its product protein SDA1 homolog (gene Mys45A). NCBI's taxonomy places the organism in Eukaryota, Metazoa, Arthropoda, Insecta, Lepidoptera, Pyralidae. The record is from RefSeq and is a predicted model, not a curated record. The transcript has a single exon. Bases 267 to 2435 code for a protein of 722 amino acids. Gene Ontology annotation, cellular component: nucleolus. Gene Ontology annotation, biological process: ribosomal large subunit biogenesis; ribosomal large subunit export from nucleus.
UGCAAUACUCUGCAUAGUCUGCAUUGCUUUACAUACUCUGUUUACCGUGAUUACCUUGUCCGUGUGUCUUAUAGGUUAUCUAAUCCAACAUGAUUUGUAAUACAAAUAUAAUAUAAUUCUGAAAAUCGUCGAUUAUAUUUGUUACGUUGUUUUCUAAAUAGACACUGAUAGAGUGUACUAUAUAGCAUAGUAAGACACUAUUAUUCUGUAUUUAUCGCAUAAUCAUUAAGCAUUUUACGAAUUACCAAUUUAUUUUGUGGUUCACCAUGGUUCGUCAUAAUAAUCAGUUACCUAACAAUUUAACACAGUUACAAAAUUUAAUAAAAAGGGAUCCUGAUUCCUACAAAGAAGAAUUUCACCAGCAAGUUGCCCAUUUUGAUACAACGUUAGAAAUUUUUAACUUAAAUCCCACUCAAUACAGUAAGAAAUUGGAAGAACAAGCUAUGUUUUUAGCUCAAGUAUCACAGUGUUACUUGAACGAAAUGAAAUUGUUUCCACAAAAAAUUGUAGACAUUUUGAAAACGCACAAUACAGUAAUGCAUAAUGAUAUCAGACUAUCAUUGUGUAAAUGUUUAAUUUUAUUAAGGAACAAAAACUUUAUUACACCAUUUGAUUUAUUGGAAUUAUUUUUCCAACUGUUAAAGUGUCAAGAUAAAUUUUUAAGGGACUUCCUGAAAACACACAUAAUUACUGAUAUUAAAAAUAUUAAUAUGAAAAACAAAGAUAUGAAAUUUAAUUCAACAUUACAAAAUUUCAUUUUUUCCAUGCUGCAAGCCUCAGAUGCGAAAGCAGCUAAACUUUCUCUAGAUAUUUUGGUAGAACUUUAUCAGAAAAAUAUUUGGAAUGAUCAUAAAACAGUUAAUAUAAUUGCAGACAUUGGAUGUUUCUCCAAAGUGACUAAAGUAAUGGUCGCAUCAUUAAAGUUUUUUUUGGGUAAAGAUGAAGAAGAAAAACAGGAUUCUGACAGUGAUGAUGAGAUAGACCCAAGGGAUACAAUGAUAUCUAAUAAAUUUAAUAAAAAAACUCGCAAAAGGGAGAAGAUGGUAGAGAAAGUAAAAAAGGUAGCAAAGAAAAUGAAAAAGAAAAAGCAAAAGGCUCCUUCAUUCAACUUUUCAGCACUUCACCUUAUAAAUAACCCACAAGGAUUUUCUGAAAAGUUGUUUAAACAAUUGGAAUCUUCAAAUGAGAGGUUUGAAGUUAAAUUAAUGAUGUUAGAUGUUGUGUCUAGGUUGAUUGGAUUACACAACCUGUUUUUAUUUAACUAUUAUCCAUUUAUUGCUCGUUUACUCAUGCCGCAUCAAAGGGAGGUGACUCGUAUUUUACAAUUUGCUGCUCAAGCUUCACAUGAACUGCUACCACCAGAUGUAAUUGAACCAGUUAUGAAAGCAAUUGCGAAUAACUUCAUUACUGAAAGAAAUUCAACUGAUGUUAUGGCUGUAGGCUUGAAUGCAGUACGAGAGAUUUGUUCCCGUUGCCCUCUUGCUAUAGAUGAAGAUUUACUGAGAGAUUUAGUUCAAUACAAGAGUUACAAAGAAAAAUCAGUAAUGAUGGCUGCAAGAUCUCUAAUACAACUGUACAGGCAGUCAAUGCCCAACCUUCUACAUAAGAAAGAUAGAGGUAGACCAACAGAGGCAUCUUUAGAGGUGAAAUCUAAAAAAUAUGGUGAAAUGAAAAUUGAAAGUCACAUACCAGGUUCUGAAAUAUUACUUGAGAAGAAAUCAUUAGUCAAAGAAGAUAAGAAGAAAAAUACUAAGAAACAAAAUAAAGGUGUUGAUUCAGAUAGUGAGGAUUGGAUUGAUGUUGCUUCAUCAGAUUCUGAAAUAGAAAUACCCACUGACAGUGAAGAUAGUGUUGAUGAAGAAGAAGAAAGUAAUAAUGAGCAGGAUAAUGAUGAGGAAGAAUGCAAUGAGGAGCAAGAUAGUACCAAUGUUGAAGAUAGUCAAUCUUCACCUUUGAAACCCAGAAAAAUACUAAAAGCGAAACAGGCCAAAACUCAAGAAAAAGAGGAAAAAACAAAGCAAGCUCGUGAAAUAGCAAUGGAAACAAUAUUUACUGAUGAAGAUUUCAAGCGUAUUGAAGCAGCUCAAGUAAAAAAACAGGUUAAGGGUAUCAAACGAAAGAGUGGUAUUGAAGAAGAAACUGAUGAAAAUGGAGAACUUGUACAACUGUCAGCAAUAGAAAAUAUUCAUAAAAAGAGGAAACAUGAUAAAAAUGCUAGACUUGAAACUGUUAUGAAAGGAAGAGAAGAAAGAGAUAAGUAUGGUUAUAAAGAUCGUAGAAAAAACAUUAAUUGCUCAAAAACAAAUAGAGAAAAAAGAAAAACCAAGAACUUCCAAAUGGUUAGACAUAAAGCUAAAGGCAAAACCAAAAGGUCAUUCAAAGACAAACAAAUUGCAUUUCGAAAUUACUUAAUUAAACAAAAGAAAAUGCGAUAACCUUGUAGUAGAUAUAUUACAGAAUUUGUAACAAAACUAUAUAAUAUGCAACUGUUGCAGUUGUUUUGUAUUAAUAUUAUAUAUUUAAUAUUUCUGAAGCAAUGUUUUAUUUCUCUUUUGCUUUGAAUUUGUGUUCUAAUUUAUUCCAAAUAAAAAUAUACAAGG